Messenger RNA from Plodia interpunctella (Indianmeal moth), 1686 nucleotides. RefSeq lists its product as uncharacterized. The coding region runs from base 121 to 567 and encodes 148 amino acids. The transcript has 2 exons. The record is from RefSeq and is a predicted model, not a curated record. Lineage: Eukaryota; Metazoa; Arthropoda; Insecta; Lepidoptera; Pyralidae.
CGCCCUUCCUGAUUCCAUCAUUCCCGACUGACGCCCGUGCGUGCACGUCGCUUCUCUCCGCUCUUGCAACCUUGUAAAUACGUAGUUUAAUUCGUUAGACUAAGUUUAGUAAACAUAAACAUGUGUUUGGCUAAAGAUGAUUCACAAUCGCCCCAGAAGGAGGCUGUGUCACCGAGGUCGCCAUGGGCGAAGCUCCUUAAUCGUCAGAGCUCUAAGCCUCGACUGCCAAGGAAGGUGGCAUCCUCCACGCGGGUGAAUUUGAACAAGUGCUGGUCCAAGCUUGGGGAGCUAAUCUCCAACGCAUCGCCGCGCACUGACCUACCAUCACACAAGACUGCAUAUCCUGAAGAGCCCAUACUGGUGCCCUUCACCGACUUCUUCUACCCAGCUGAUCCGGUUAAACCGGUAGCUGUAGAAGAUAAUGACAACGCUGAGAAUCAAAACAUCCUCAACUCCACUCGUUUCGAACUUAUUUCCGAAGACCCAGAAGUCGACAACAUGGCUAAUGAAGUUCGAGAAAUCUGCUACACCGCCAACAGGACCUGCCUCGUAUGUAAACUUUAUUAGUUCAAAACUAAAUUUUCCUUUCCGAUAAUAGUUUUUGAUUCUUAAAGCAGUGAAACAAAAUCGUGUCUUCCAAUCAUAGAUUUAGUGCGUGCUCCUCCCAGAGCACAAAUCCAAUGUCUUCCAUUAGACUUAAGUGAACUCGAAUAGCGCAAGUUUCAAUUAUACCGGUAGUUGUUCUAAAUGUUUAUACGGGCAAUGUUUAUCGUGCAACUUGAAAUAUCACGCCAAUUCGAGCAUCGCACUUAGAUGCGGAGCAGAUACAACGUUCGGACCUAUAAGAUGUUCAUGUGAUUUAAGUUUAUAGUUUUCUGUGAUCUUUAGUAGUAUCUUCAUCUCUAGUUUAGACGUUGUGGCUGCUCCGCGAUAGUUUUUGUUUGUAACAGUACAACAGCAAGUUUGGUAGACAGCUUUAAUAUCACCUGCACUGUAAUUAUCAUCGCACAAAUCUCGGCUAUCUCCUAAACUUCCCUAGCGGAAUUUCACGAUUCAGCUUGUCUUUAGUUAUAUCUUUGAUCAAUGUCUUCCAUUAGUGUUUAAGUGAGAUUUUAUACUGUCUGUGAUGUUGUAGUACGUAACAAUCGAAGCUUUAAUUAGAAUUAAGCAGAGUUUAUCAAUAGAAUUUAUUAACAAUUAUGUUUAAGGUAGCAUCAAAGAAUAUCCAAUGUAUUCUUAACAAUAUAUUCAUCAACAAAUUUAUUAGUAUGGGAUAUUUCUUUUGAUGCAUUUGAGAAAUUAUUAUUGUGUGUACGUUUGUAUAGUAUGAAUAUUUAACAUAUCAGUAAAAAGCUUUAAUAGAAUGUAAGGUUUUUUAGUAUUUAGUUUUACUUUACUUAAGUUUGUGAAAGAGUAAGCGGAAGUGGGCCGAACGUGCCAAUCUUAAUAGUUAUAAGAUUUUUUGUACUAUGCCUUGUAUCUUAGCUUAAUUUACCUGUUUUUUGAUUGUAAGUUCAUUAUUACUGAAUUCUUCCAAUUGUGUCAAUAUUAGGUUAAGUUUUUAUUUUCUUCUUUUAUUCUUUUUUAGUUAUAAGUAGUUUAAUUAAGUUUUAGACUGAUUUUGUUAAGGAAUUUCAAGACUUUCGUUUGAUCUCCAGUCUUAAUUAAUAAAGAUAUAAUAAAUUA